Messenger RNA from Culicoides brevitarsis, 800 nucleotides. RefSeq names its product signal peptidase complex catalytic subunit SEC11A (gene twr). Bases 106 to 663 code for a protein of 185 amino acids. Gene Ontology annotation, cellular component: signal peptidase complex; membrane. NCBI's taxonomy places the organism in Eukaryota, Metazoa, Arthropoda, Insecta, Diptera, Ceratopogonidae. The transcript has 2 exons. Gene Ontology annotation, molecular function: serine-type endopeptidase activity. The record is from RefSeq and is a predicted model, not a curated record.
CUACACCGCUGACGUGUGAUUUUUUGACGCUAAGCUGUAAAGUUUUCGUAGCCGGGCAUUCAAUAUUUACUCAUCAAAUUUUAGAGACAAAUUUUCAUACAAAAUAUGGGUUUAAUGGAAAUCUUGGGCCUUGGAGAUCUUUUUGGAGAUGUGCAACGCAUGGACAAAAGACAGUCAUUUUAUCAAGUUUUGAGUUUUGGUAUGAUUGUUUCGUCAGCACUAAUGAUAUGGAAGGGUUUGAUGGUUGUUACGGGCAGCGAGUCUCCAAUCGUAGUUGUAUUAAGUGGCAGUAUGGAACCAGCUUUCCACCGUGGUGAUUUACUUUUUCUAACAAAUUUUCCUGAAGAACCAGUUAGAGUUGGCGAGAUUGUCGUGUUUAAGGUUGAAGGAAGAGAUAUACCAAUUGUUCAUCGCGUAAUUAAGUUACACGAAAAAGAAAAUGGAACGGUCAAAUUUUUAACCAAAGGCGAUAAUAAUUCGGUCGAUGAUCGAGGUCUAUAUGCUCCUGGACAAUUGUGGCUUACAAAGAAAGAUAUUGUGGGCAGAGCAAGAGGAUUUUUGCCAUAUGUCGGAAUGAUAACUAUUUAUAUGAAUGAAUAUCCGAACUUUAAAUAUGCUAUUCUUGGUAUUCUUGCUAUCUAUGUUCUAUUACAUCGAGAAUAGGGUUAAUAAACAAAGCGUGCAUUGUUGUAUUCACUUCAGUUCACAUUUGUUACCCAAUAAAUAAAGACUUUUUAAAAAACAUAAGAAUGUUAAAUCCAUUGUAAUUAUUUAAAAAUAAUAACUUAUUUUCAAUUGUA